GGUCGCACACGGGCCGCUCCGGGCUCACGGGUUCUUUGGAAGACUGAGAAGAAGGACCGAGGCAAGAGGGUGGCCGAGACGGGGGUGGGGGAUAGAGAGAGAGCGAGAGAGCGAGAGAGAACAAACAGUGAAGGAGGGGAGGAGCAGACAAGCGAGAAGCCAUGAAGUACCACGACGGGCCAGAAACUUAGCAACAGUGAAUGAGGACUUUUUCUUUUUUACUAUUUUUUUUCUUUUCUUUUUUUUUACCGAAGAGAAUCCUCGAACACUCCCAUUUACAGCUUCCCCCUCCGCGGCUCAACCACUGACUGGCUUACGUGAUUGCCUGCGUCACCUUUGUGCGACAAAGAAAUCACGUCUUAUUCCUGCGACCGGCUUGUAGCCACGCCCUCCCCGGCACGAAGCUGCCGUCCAUCACAACUCUCAGCCAAUGAUAUGGAAAUCCCCGCCCUCCGUGCCCUGUUCUGAUUGGCUUAGAAUCCCGAGCCCCUCCCGGAGACCGUGGCAAGAUGGCGUCUCUGGAUCGAGUGAAGGUACUGGUGUUGGGAGACUCAGGUGUUGGGAAAUCUUCACUAGUCCAUCUUUUAUGCCAAAAUCAAGUGCUGGGAAAUCCAUCAUGGACUGUGGGCUGCUCAGUGGAUGUCAGAGUUCAUGACUACAAAGAAGGAACCCCAGAAGAGAGGACCUACUACAUAGAAUUAUGGGAUGUUGGAGGCUCUGUGGGCUGUGCCAGCAGCGUGAAAAGCACAAGAGCAGUGUUCUACAACUCUGUAAAUGGUAUUAUUUUAGUUCAUGACUUAACAAAUAAGAAAUCAUCCCAGAAUUUGUAUCGCUGGUCAUUAGAAGCUCUCAAUAGGGAUUUGGUGCCGACUGGAGUCCUGGUGACAAAUGGGGAUUAUGAUCGGGAACAAUUUGCUGAUAACCAAAUUCCCCUGCUGGUAAUAGGAACCAAACUGGACCAGAUUAAUGAAACCAAACGCCAUGAAGUUUUAACUAGGACUGCUUUCUUGGCUGAGGACUUCAAUGCAGAAGAGAUUAAUUUGGAUUGCACAAACCCACGGUACUUAGCUGCAGGCUCUUCCAAUGCUGUCAAGCUCAGUAGGUUUUUUGAUAAGGUCAUAGAGAAGAGAUACUUUUUAAGAGAAGGCAAUCAGAUUCCAGGCCUUCCUGAUCGAAAAAGGUUUGGAGGAGGAACGCUGAAGAGCCUUCAUUAUGACUGAGCCAUUCUCACCCACUGGAAGCAUGAGCGAGCAGUGGCCAUUUUCACAGCUUUCCUCUUGCUGUGUGUCAAAUUACUAACAUCUCAGCCUUUCAACACAGCAUCUUGAAAUGCUGCCGUGCACCCUCACCCUCGAAUGGGGGAAUGAAAGGAAACAGCCAUGUGGGAGGUCCCAGUUUUGUCCCUGUUCUCUGUGUUCCUCACCUUUCUCUUCCUGUUCAUAGAUUAUGUAAAAGCUUCGUGGAAUGAUGCAAGAUUGUCACCAUGCUGCAGUAAGUGAGCAGUGACAGAAUACUGCAGGGAAAACUUCCUCUUGUCUGGAACUGGCAGAUUCUUACGUGUCUGUAAUUUUCCUUCCCAUUUCUGAAGGCUUAAUUAAGUACUUCAAAAAUGUAUCUGUAUUGUUUUCCCUUCUUGAAGGGAAAGGUUACCCUAACCAGCCCGGAGUUGUCCACCCCAAGUAAUCUGUCAUCAUGAAAGAAGCCAAGCGGUGUUAUUUAAUUGUCUCCACCCUCAUUAUACACAGGGCCUAAGAAUAGCAGCGCCUGGUCUCCCCUUGGCUCCUUGCAAACAGCAUGGUGUCUGGGAGAGGUGGACUGAUAGCUGAAGUUAAGUAUAUAUACACAUGACUAACAUAUGGAGAACCGACCACAGAAGGAGAAGUCUGGGAGACAUGACAGCCCUCCACUCUGUGGUCUCCGCUGUCAGCAGUCUCUUUAUAUUUUGCAUUUGGAGAUAAACGGUGAAAUCUUGACCUGCACAAGAGUAAAAAGAGAUUUACAGCCUC
Molecule: messenger RNA, 2006 nt
Organism: Jaculus jaculus (lesser Egyptian jerboa)
Lineage: Eukaryota; Metazoa; Chordata; Mammalia; Rodentia; Dipodidae
Gene: Rabl3
Product: RAB, member of RAS oncogene family like 3
Exons: 8
Coding region: 510-1220 (236 amino acids)
Biological process (GO): intracellular protein transport
Cellular component (GO): endomembrane system
Molecular function (GO): GTPase activity
Source: RefSeq, a predicted model, not a curated record